UCUUAAAACUCCCAGUUCAGCCGGAUCACAAGUUUAGUCAAUUUCCCAGGUAUUGAGAAACAUUGUUUUGAUCAGAGCAAGUGGGGGAAUUCAGCUGAUCCAGGUUGCAUCAUGGCUUCAAGUUUGUACCUUGGCCUUGUGCUCUCAUUUGCAUUGUUGGUAACAGUGGUAACCAGUUCAAUGUUGGUGGGUGCUCCAGUAACUACUUAUCCUAAUACAGACGAGGUUCGGAAUGCUACCAACUUUGCCCUGAAAGAAUUUAAUCGCAGGUCAAAUGAUGCACGACCCUACAAACUAAUAAAAAUGAUAUCAGUUAAAAGCCAGGUUGUUGCUGGAAUUUACUACUUUUUGACAAUGAAAAUUGGUGUAACAACUUGCCGGAAAAAUGCUAAACCUAACCUAGAGGCCUGUGAGCUGGCUCGAGGAGAUUAUGCAGAGAUGCUGAUCUGCACAUUUAUAGUUUAUGUGGUGGCAUGGGAAAAUAUUAUGUCUCUUUCGCACAGUGACUGCGUGGCAGCGUAAAAACCAAACAACUGCACAGAAACUAUGAACAAAAUAUUCCAUGCUUAUCUGUAGAAUUGGAUUGUAUUCAUUAAACUGCACUGUAAUAACACUUUACUUUAGACAUCACACUAGGACCAAUAUGUAGUAGAACUGACGUGGACACAUUCCAGUACAGUGGUUGCAUGCCUUAUUAAAGGGAUACUGUCAUGGGAAAACAUGUUUUUUCCCAAAUGCAUCAGUUGUUAGUGCUGCUCCAUCAGC
Xenopus laevis (African clawed frog) is the source of this 765-nucleotide messenger RNA. RefSeq names its product cystatin. The record is from RefSeq and is a predicted model, not a curated record. The coding region runs from base 112 to 522 and encodes 136 amino acids. The transcript has 4 exons. Lineage: Eukaryota; Metazoa; Chordata; Amphibia; Anura; Pipidae.